AUGUCUGAGUUGGAAGAAUUGGAAGGCGAAGCUGAAGAAAAUGUACCGACAGAGCCUGGACUUCGUUCAAGAAAAGCAAAACGUGUAGUGGUUUUUACUGAUAAAGAGCCGCAUAACGAGAUUUAUACUAAUCUCAAAGAUAAUCAAAAUUCUGAUCAAAACGAUGAAAUGGCUUUGAUCCGGUAUUCACAACAAUCUCAUUUUCGUCGAGAGAUAAUUAAAGGAUCCAUGCGUUCCCAAAGGCGUAAAACUGUUAUUUGGGAAUUUUUUCAAGCAAAAAUACAUUCCCCCCUUUUUUUGAUAGAAUAG
Molecule: messenger RNA, 309 nt
Organism: Thlaspi arvense
Lineage: Eukaryota; Viridiplantae; Streptophyta; Magnoliopsida; Brassicales; Brassicaceae
Source: the annotation of a GenBank genome assembly